This is a messenger RNA of Cheilinus undulatus (humphead wrasse), 2075 nucleotides long. RefSeq names its product major histocompatibility complex class I-related gene protein-like. Gene Ontology annotation, biological process: immune response. Gene Ontology annotation, cellular component: external side of plasma membrane. The coding region runs from base 46 to 1146 and encodes 366 amino acids. The record is from RefSeq and is a predicted model, not a curated record. The transcript has 7 exons. Lineage: Eukaryota; Metazoa; Chordata; Actinopteri; Labriformes; Labridae.
CCACAAGCAGCAGAGACUAAAACCAAAUGAACUCAGCUCAGUCAUAUGAGUUCUGGGCAGCAUUUAAACCUAACAUAUCAGAACAACAUGAAGAUUUUAUCUGUUUUUUUCCUUCUCUGUUGUGUUUCAUCUACAGUGGAACACUCCGUGGAAUUUUUCAUCACCGCAUCUUAUGGACUUCCAGGUUUUCCAGAGUUUGUGGCUGCUGCUGUGGUUGAUGGAAUUGAGUUUGCACAUUGUGAUAAUAAGACAUUACAGUUUCAUGAAUGGACAAGAGAAUUCACAAACAACUACCAAGACCGCCUGAAGUUGUUUUCAGAGGAAUGUUUGAUUGGUGCGGACCUCUUUAGGGCUUCUAUUUCUGACAUCAUGCAACUCUUCAACCAAAGUGAAGGUGUGCACAUUUUGCAGUCGAUUAGUGGCUGUGAGUGGGAUGAAGAGACUGGAGGGAAUGCUAAUUUAGCAAAGACUGGCUAUAAUGGAGAGGACUUCCUAACAUUGGACCUACAGACGCAGACAUGGACUGCUCUAAAACCUGAGGCCCUCCCUUUAAAGCUCAGAGGGGAAGCUGACAAAGCUGCAUUAUAUUUUAUGAAUCAAAUCUACAACCACGACUGCCCCACUGGGCUGAAGGAGACGGUGACCAGUGGGGGAAAGUUUCUGCAGAGAAAAGUGCUUCCCUCAGUGUCUCUCCUCCAGAAGUCUCCCUCCUCUCCAGUUAGCUGCUUCGCCACAGGUUUCUACCCUGACAGAGCUGCGAUGUUCUGGAGGAAAGAUGGAGAGGAGCUUUAUGAGGGUGUGGACCACGGAGAAAUCCUCUCAAACAAUGAUCAAACCUACCAGAUGAGUGCUGACCUGAACAUUUCAUCAGUGAAACCUGGAGACUGGAGGAGGUAUGAGUGUGUGUUUCAGCUCUCUGGAGUGAAGGAGGACAUCAUCACCAGACUGGACAAAUCAAUGAUCAGAAGCAACAGCGUUCCAGAUUCUCCUCCUCGGUUUCCUGUUGUUAUUGGAGUUGCUGCAGGACUGCUGCUCCUGUCAGUCUGCAUCACUGGAUUCAUCAUGUGGAGAAAAAAGAAAAAUGGGUUGCAGGCUGUUCAGCGGGAACAGGAUAAUCCAGAGACGGUGCUGGACUCCAGCCUGUGAGGAGUCAAUAAAACUACCAAGAUAAUUUAGACUGUAAUUUUAUAAAUAAAAUCUAAGUACAACCAUUACUAUUUUAUGAAAGUUACUACAGAAUAAAAGAGAAGUCAAGUUCAGGAGCUGGAGUGAUCUGAGACGACAGCAAAAAGUCAGCUAGAAGUACCAGCUUAUAGAGAUAAUGUGAUAAUAUCUGACUUUAAAUCAGCAUGUUGGAAAUGAGGUUGUUUAAAUUGUAGAUUUUAGAUGACUGUAAAGUGUGUGAGUUUUCUGAAAACCUUUUAUUGUUAGUCUUUGAGCCUCUGUUGGCAGACCAAAAGAGCUCACAUUAUUGUAAAGUAUUUCCCCUGGAGGGCGUCAACAUCUGUGGAUCAAAGUUCCUCUAUUAGAGGUCAGUCUUACCUUCAACUGUUUAUUUCCUCCUCAGAUUAAACAGGUGUGUUAUUGUUCUAGACACUAGCAGGUCAAUGAUAAAAACACUGUUCUUAAAGGAAGAGAGAUUUAUGAAAACAAAUAAGCUGUCUGAAAAAGAACAGAAUUUUCCAUUUUUAAUUAUGGCAUAAAUAAAGAAAACAUUAUGAAAGGUCUUUUAUUUAUUAUAAUUUUUAUUAUUUAUUAUUGUUUAAAUGUCUGUCUUCAUCAUGUUUACUGUUAUUAUUACUGUUGUUGUUUUGUGUUUUUAAUACAAUUUCCUUCACUCAGACUGAGCUGAGCUUUAUUUUGAAAGUUCUUUUUAUCUAAUUCAUGUGCAGUAAUGAGGUCACUGGGUAAUAAGAGUGGGUCUGUUAUUUCUGACAAAUGUGUCUGUUUUGUUUGAAACUAAAUCUUUGAUCAUUUCUGUGCUGUCGUCUUAGUUUGUUUUAGUUAGCAUCUAAGAAUGAAAUUUGUUUCUAUGUUGGUUAAUGUGCUCUGUUGUCCCUCAAUAAAUUCAGUUU